Messenger RNA from Lathyrus sativus (Indian pea), 687 nucleotides. The record is from the annotation of a GenBank genome assembly. Lineage: Eukaryota; Viridiplantae; Streptophyta; Magnoliopsida; Fabales; Fabaceae.
AUGGAAUUUGUUGCACCAAAGAUUGUUGAUGGAGAAGUGGAAAUUCAGAUUGAAGAAGCGGAUGUUGAAGCAGAAGUUAAAUUAUGGGAAUCUGCUCUCAUUAUGUAUGCCUUGGGUGUUGACCUAAGUAUGAACACGGUGAAACAGUUCAUGAGCAGAACCUGGAACUUUGUGACACUACCUGAGAUGUUCUACAAUGAGGAAGGUUUUUUCAUUCUUAGUUUCCACUCAUUCCAUGAUAAGGAAUUAGUUCUGAUGAAGGGGCCAUACUCAAUCCGUAAUAGACCGAUGAUACUGCGUGAAUGGAAACCUGAUUUUAGUAUGAACAAGGAUAUGCUAAGAACAAUAUCGUUAUGGGUGAAGCUACCCCAACUUCCCCUUCAUCUUUGGGGGGCACGAAGCCUUAGUAAAAUAGGAAGUGAAAUAGGAACUCCUCUGGUGACUGAUGAAUGUACGACAAAUAAACCCAGGGUCUCCUAUGCACGAAUCCUUGUGGAAGUUGAUGUUACACAAGAGUUAAAAACAGAAAUCCUAAUCAGAGAUGAGAAGGGUGUGCGAAUGAAACAACUUAUUGAGUACGAGUGGAAACCUUUAUACUGCCAACGAUGCCAUAAAGUGGGGCAUAAAUGUGCUAAGCCUGCAAAACUAACUAAAGAAUGGAGGGUGAAGGGCCAAGUGCAACCAUAA